UAAUCAAACUUAGAAAUCCGAAGCCAAGUUAUUUUCCGGUAUCUAGGGUUUAGUUUUCUGUCUAUCACUCCAGCAGGAAGAGGAAUCUCUUAUACUUUCACCAAUUUCAUCACUUUCUCUCUCUCUUCCUGUUCGGAGCUUCCACCAUAGCCAUGGCGAACCAAGCACCAGCACCAAUUCGAUCGUUUCUGCAAGCUGCUGUGAAGCCGGAGGAAGCUCCUCUUCCUCUUCGUGUUGUUCAGAUUGAGGGCCUGGCAAUACUAAAGAUAAUUAAACAUUGCAAGGACUUCUCUCCAGCUUUAGUCACUGGACAACUUCUUGGUUUGGAUGUCGGCAGUGUCCUUGAAGUUACCAACUGCUUUCCCUUUCCGAUAAGAGAAGAGGAUGAAGAGCUCGAGGCUGAGGGUGCUAAUUAUCAACUUGAAAUGAUGAGGUGUUUGAGAGAGGUUAAUGUGGACAAUAACACUGUUGGAUGGUACCAGUCAACCUUGUUGGGGUCAUAUCAAACUGUGGAACUGAUUGAGACCUUCAUGAAUUAUCAGGAAAAUAUAAGACGUUGCGUCUGCAUUAUCUAUGAUCCAUCGAAGUCAAAUCAAGGUGUCCUUGCUCUCAAGGCAUUGAAGCUUUCUGAUUCUUUUAUGGAGCUAUACCGCAGCAAUAAUUUUACCGGAGAGAAGUUGAGGGAGAAGAACUUGACAUGGGUGGAUAUUUUUGAAGAAAUUCCCAUUAAAGUCUCAAACUCGCCUCUUAUAAGUGCUGUCAUGACAGAGCUGGAAACUGACUCACCGGUUACCCAGUGUGAUUAUGAUCGCCUGCAAUUAGCUACGACUCCAUACAUGGAGAGAAAUUUGGAAUUUUUGGUCGAGUGCAUGGAUGAUUUGUCAAUGGAAAAUCAGAAGUUCCAAUUCUAUUACCGGAACCUCUCCCGCCAACAAGCUCAGCAGCAAGCAUGGCUUCAGAAAAGAAGGGCGGAGAAUAUGACCCGUAAAGCUGCUGGAGAAGAGCCUUUACCUGAGGAGGAUCCUUCCAAUCCAAUCUUUAAGCCACUUCCCGAGCCAUCUCGACUGGACAGUUUCCUUAUAACAAAUCAAAUUGGCAAUUACUGCAACCAAAUUAAUGGGGUUGCGGGACAGAAUUUCAGUAGACUAUAUUUGACCAAGGCAUUGCAUGAAAAUUGAUGCGUGGAAGCUUGGUGAGCCUCUCCCACAGAACCUCACAAAUACAUAUUUGCUGUCUGAAAAUGCUGUCCUUUACGGAAUAUUAUCAUAUGGGAGUUGGUAUUAAUUUUGGAGGAAUGAUGAUUUGUAGACUAGUUCAUUUUUGUCUGACCAUAUUUUUGGUGCCCUUUUCAGAUUUAGUUAUGUUUGUAUUACACUUAAGGUUGAUAGGAUCAUUGCUUGAAUCUGGAAUGUAUAACAAAUUAACAAGGGAGUGAGAUUGGCAGCAAUGCUGGCUCCUUUCCUUUUUCAUGUGGGUUCUUUAUUUUAUAAUGUGUACUUUUUUUACAA
Spinacia oleracea (spinach) is the source of this 1508-nucleotide messenger RNA. Its product is annotated as eukaryotic translation initiation factor 3 subunit H. NCBI's taxonomy places the organism in Eukaryota, Viridiplantae, Streptophyta, Magnoliopsida, Caryophyllales, Amaranthaceae. The transcript has 12 exons. Bases 153 to 1178 code for a protein of 341 amino acids. Gene Ontology annotation, molecular function: translation initiation factor activity; metallopeptidase activity; protein binding. Gene Ontology annotation, cellular component: eukaryotic translation initiation factor 3 complex; cytoplasm. The record is from RefSeq and is a predicted model, not a curated record.